Cuculus canorus (common cuckoo) is the source of this 6692-nucleotide messenger RNA. It is a transcript of the gene THAP12, whose product is annotated as THAP domain containing 12. The record is from RefSeq and is a predicted model, not a curated record. Bases 2944 to 5046 code for a protein of 700 amino acids. Gene Ontology annotation, molecular function: protein dimerization activity. The transcript has 5 exons. Lineage: Eukaryota; Metazoa; Chordata; Aves; Cuculiformes; Cuculidae.
GAGUGGGAGGCUGAGGAGUGCCUGGCUGUGAGUUGAGUAGGGAACUAAGGGUGUGAGGGACUGCCUGGUUUGGGGGUAGGAGGAGGAUGUUUAGCGUGUGAGGGAGUGCCUGGCUUGGCGGGGGACACUGAGCAUGUGAGAGGUUGCCUGGUGGUGAGGGGCUGCCUGGCUGCAAGGGGCUGCACAUCUGUUAGGGGUGUGUGAGAGCAAUGGCAUAUAUGGCUGUUAGUAGUGUGGGGCAGCUGGAGGGGUGCAGGAGCAAUGGGAGCCCAUGUGUUUUGGGGAGCUUGUGCAGGGCCAGUAUUGGCUCAGGUGGUGGAAGUCUGUCAGUCUCGCUGUGGGUGCUGAAGGCAAUAGGUGCUAGGUGACAAGGUGUGUGUGUGUGUGACAAAUAGGACAGUAGCAUGGCAGGCAGUUGUCAAAAGAUUGCAAGGGUGAUGGUUGGUGGUGAAGCAUCAUGAGCAACAGCAGAAUUGGUGGGGAUGUUCUAGUUCUUAGUGAAAAGCAGGGGUGGUGCACUGGUAGAACAAGAAAUGUGUGAGUGAGAGGCAAUGGAAAAUACCAUGAAAAAUAAGUGAUACAUUUAGAUAGAGAAACCUCCAUGUAGAAGGUCAACCUUAAAUCCAGAUAAUGCUUUUUCAAUUCAUAGAAUCAUAAACUAUAGAAUGGAAUUGACCUUAAAGCCCAUCUAGUUGAAGCCCCCUGCCAUGGGCAGGGAGAACCUCCCACUAGACCAGGUUGCUCAAGGCCUCAUCCAACCUGGCCUUGAACGCUUCCAGGGAUGGGGCAUCCACAGCUUCCCUGGGCAACCUGUGCCAGUGCCUCACCACUGUCAUUGUGAAGAAUUGCUUCCUGAUGUCUAAUCUAAAUCUGUCCCCCUUCCAAUUUAAAGCCAUUCCCCCUCAUCCUAUUGCUACAUGUCCCCCCCUAGCUUUCUUGUAGCCCCUUCAGGUACUGGAAGGUCACUAUAAGGUCUCCUUGGAGCCUUCUCUUCUCCAGGCUGAACAACCCCAACUCUCUUAGCUUGUCCUAAUAGCAGAGGUGCUCCAGCCCUCCCUUCAACUUUGUGGCCCUGCUCUGGACCUGUUCCUAAAGUUCCAUAUGCUCCUUAUGCUGGGAAUUCCAGAACUGGACACAGUACUCCAGGUGAUAUCUCAUGAUAGCAGAUUAGAGGAGCGCAAUUGCCUCCCUCGACCUGCUGGCCACGCUUCUUUUGAUGCAGCCCAGGAUAUGGUUGGCCUUCUGGGCUGUGAGCACACAUUGCUGACUCAUGUUGAGCUUCUCGUCAGUCAGCAUCCUGUAGUCCUUCUCUGCAGGGCAGCUCUCAAUCGUGUCAUCCCACAUCCUGUAUUGAAACAACAGAUUGCCCUGACCUAAGUGUAGGACCUUGCACUUGGCCUCGUUGAACCUCAUGAGAUUCACACAGGCCCACUUCUCCAGCCUGUCCAGGUCCCUCUGAAUGGCAUGCCUUCCUUCUGGGGUGACAACUGCACCACUCAGCUUGGUUUCAUCUUUAAACAUGCUGAGGGUGCACUCGAUCUCUCUGUCUGUAUCAUCAAUGAAAAUAAUAAACAGCACUAAUCCCAGUACAGACCCCCGAGGGACACCAUUUGUCACAGAUCUGCAUCUGGACAUUGAGCCAUUGACAUUGAGCCAUUGACCACUACUCACUUAAGAUGACCAUCCAACCAAUUCCUUAUCCACUGAACAGUCCACCCAUCAGUCCAUAUCUCUCCAAUUUAGAGAGAAGGAUGUUGUGGGGGACUGUGUCAACAGCUUUACAGAAAUCCAGAUAGAUUACAUUACACUCUGUCUCUGUCUUGCUGUUCCUUGACCCAGGAGGGGUGAGGAGAGCAGUUGCCAGUGAAGGCUGAGUCAAAAAAAUUUCUUCAGUACCUUGGCCUUCUCCUUGUCUGUUGAUGCGAGGUCACCACUGUCACCUCGUUAGUGGGGCUACGCUUUCUUUAACCUUCUUUUUCUGGUUGACAUAUCUAUAGAAACUCUUCUUGUUCUUUACCUCCCUUGCCAAGUUCAGCUCCAUCUGUGCCUUGGCCUUCCUGAGCCUAUCCUUACACAACCAGGCAGCGUCCCUAUACUCUUCCUAGGUUAUCUGUCCCUGCUUGCACUGCCUGUGCAGUUCUCUUGCUCUUCAGUUUUACCAGCAGGUCUUGACUCAGCCAUGCUGGUCUCUUCCCUUCCUUGCCUGAUUUCCUGCAUCUAGGGACUGAGCGCUCUUGUGCUCUAUUGCAAGCAUGCUUAAGUAUUUGCCAGCUCUUUUCUGCUCCCUUGACGCUGAGGACCAUUUCCCAGGGGUUCCUACUAACUCUGAAGAGCCGGCAGAUUGCUUUCCUGAAAUGUAGAGUCUUAACUAUACUUGUCUGUCCCAUAUCCCUCAGGGCCUUGAACUCCACCAGUAUGUGAUAACUGCAGCCCAGGCUCCCUUAGGUCUUGACAUCACUGAUGAGCUCAAAAAUUUUUUGUCAAACAACAAAAAUUGUUUGGCUUCACUUGCUCCUCACAGUUUUGGAAGGUGCAUAUGCACUAAAGCAAUACCAGUUACCUCUCCACAGGUUCUUACAGUCAAAUGAAUGACUGCAGUUUGUGCAGAAUUGAAGAGAUUUGAUGCUAAGAUUCAUUCUUAGUUUGUAAGACUGCUGUAAAAUUUGAGUAAUGUCAAGUUGUGUGAAUUCUGUGUUUGCAGUUAAAAAUGAUAAAAUUGCUUUCUUGUAACUUCUAGCUGUUUCUUGGAUUGGGACCUGUCUUCUUUUUAAUUUAGGAAUAAAAAAUAAGAUGUUUUUUAUGUGAACAGAGUAAUGUUUUCACUUUCAUUAAUUUCGAUGUCAGAGAUGGGUAGAAAACUGUCGAAGGGCAGACUUAGAAGAUAAAACUCCAGAUCAGCUCAACAAGCAUUACAGAUUGUGUGCUAAACAUUUUGAGACUUCAAUGAUAUGUAAAAGUAGCCCUUACAGAACAGUUUUACGGGAUAAUGCUGUGCCAACUAUAUUUGACCUUACAAGUCACUUGAACAAUCCUCACAGCAGACACAGGAAAAGGAUAAAAGAGCUGAGUGAAGAUGAAAUAAGAACACUGAAGCAACAAAAGAUUGAAGCUUUUGAACGGGAGCAGGCAACUCAAGAAUUGAAUGAAAGCAAUGAACAAAAUACUGUUUCAGAAGAAGGAGGGGAACAACAAGAGGAAGAAGCUGUCUCCUUAACUCUGGAAGAGAGAGAAAACAAAGAUUACCUUAAAUCUUUGUUUGAAAUUUUGAUCCUGAUGGGCAAACAAAAUAUUCCUUUGGAUGGCCGUAAUGAGGAGUUACCAGAAGGUAUUUUUACCUCAGAUAACUUUCAGGCUCUGCUGGAAUACAGAAUAAAUGCUGGAGAUGAAGUUCUGAGAAAACGAUUUGAGAUGACUGCAGUCAAUCUUGAGUAUUGUCCAAAAACUCAGCAGAAACAAAUGCUUGAGAUCUGUGAAAACUGUAUUAGAGAAGAGACACUGAGGGAAGUAAGAGACUCGCACUUCUUUUCUAUUGUCACUGAUGAAGUAGUAGACAUAGCAGGAGAGGAACAUUUACCCGUGUUGGUGAGGUUUGUUGAUGAGUCUCAUAAUCUGCGAGAAGAAUUCAUAGGGUUUUUACCAUAUGAAGCUGAUCCUGAAAUUUUAGCUGUUAAGUUUCACACAACUGUUACUGAAAAAUGGGGUCUAAACAUGGAGUACUGUAGAGGUCAAGCCUACAUUGUCUCCAGUGGGUUUGCUUCUAAAAUGAAAGUUGUGGCUACAAGACUAUUGGAAAAGUAUCCACAGGCUGUGUAUACGCUGUGUUCCUCUUGUGCCUUAAAUGUUUGGCUGGCAAAAUCUGUUCCUGUUGUUGGUGUUUCCAUUGCACUAGGCACAAUUGAAGAAGUUUGCUGUCUUUUUCAUCAGUCUCCGCAAUUACUAGUAGAACUGGACAACACAAUUUCUGUUCUUUUUCAGAACAAUGAGGACAAGGGUAAUGAGCUGAAGGAGAUCUUGCGUUCUCAGUGGACAGGCAGGCAUGAUACCUUUGAGGUUUUAGUGGACCUCAUGCAAGCAUUGGUGCUGUGCUUGGACGCGGUAGGCAAUGACUCAUCUGUCAGGUGGAACAACUUUAUUGCCGGUCGAGCAUUUGUACUUUCAAGUGCAUUAACAGAUUUUGACUUCAUUGUUACUAUUGUAAUUCUGAAAAACGUUCUGUCUUUCACAAGAGCAUUUGGAAAAAACCUCCAAGGACAAACAUCGGAUGUAUUCUUUGCGGCUAGCAGCUUAACAGCAGUGUUGCAUUCUCUGAAUGAAGUGAUGGAGAAUAUAGAAGUUUAUCAUGAAUUUUGGUUUGAAGAAGCAACAAAUUUGGCUGCAAGACUGGAUGUACAAAUUAAACUCCCAGGAAAAUUUCGCAGAGGGCAACAGGGGAACUUGAAUUCUGAGGUAACGUCAGAAAAUUACUAUAAAGAAAUCCUUAGUGUCCCCACAGUGGAGCAUAUUAUUCAAGAAUUGAAAGAUAUAUUCUCAGAACAACAUUUAAAAGCUCUUAAGUGUUUAUCGUUGGUGCCCUCAGUCAUGGGGCAGCUCAAAUUCAAUACAUCAGAGGAGCAUCACGCUGACAUGUACAAAAAUGACUUGCCUAAUCCAGACACACUUUCUGCUGAGCUUCAUUGUUGGAGAAUCAAAUGGAAGCACAGGGGAAAAGAUAUCGAACUUCCAACUACUAUUUAUGAAGCACUUCACUUGCCUGACAUUAGGUUUUUCCCUAAUGUUUAUGCAUUGCUUAAAGUCUUGUGCAUACUUCCAGUGAUGAAGGUGGAGAAUGAAAAAUAUGAAAUGGGACGAAAGCGCUUAAAGGCAUACCUGAAAAACACCUUGACAGAGCAAAGGUCAAGCAACCUAGCUUUGCUGAACAUAAACUUUGAUACAAAACAUGAUUUAGAUUUAAUGGUGGACACCUACAUUAAACUCUAUCCAGAUAAAGUGGAGUUUCAAGAAGAGCUUAUUCCUUCAAACAACUCUGAAGUAACAGAAGAUGCUUAAUUUUUUAAGCUUUAACCAAUCUGUUGAUACAGCUUUCAAUUAAGUCUCCAAACUGAGGAUUAAAAACCUAUUGAAGUCUAAAAAAAAAAAUCACUGCAGUUGUAUUUCCAUUUUAGGUCUUGGACUGAUCUGUUACCAGUGACCCAAAUUAUGUUUUGUUAGUCUGCAUAAAUGUGUUAUGCGAACAAAACCAAGCCUGAAAAUAAGCCUGUGCUUUUGCCAGAGGUGCUUUCUACAUCUGAUUGACUCCACUAGGUGCUCGUUUACUUUAUUGCAUCUUGGAAAAAGUAUAUUGUGAUUGUAAGUCUGAUGGGGCUGUUACAUAUUCGCUCCUGAAUUAGGAUAAGAGAAAGAGCCCAAAACAUUAAAAAGAGUAUAAUCCAUUUCAGUGCUUUUACUUAGGAUUUUAUUCUUUCUGAAAACUUUAAGAAGAAGUCUUUGUGUAUUUAACUAGCAUUUUGGACAGUGGAUUUGGCUAUUGCACGAUCCUCGUGCUGUGGACUGUUCUCAGUGUUAAAGUGAGUAUUAGUGGUAUAGAGGUACGUUUACAGUUUCAUUGGAAGAGCCAGCCUCUUUUAAUCUCUCAAUGACUGUUUACAUUCCGUUGUGUGAGACACAAAACUUUUUUCUUUAGACUUUUAACAGGCAUGGCAGAAGUACUGAAAUUCCUAAAAGACACUAAAAACUUAAAGUUGAAUUCCACCAACAUUUAGAUCUGUUUGUUCUAUCUUGGCUCUGACAUAAACCCAUACAUCUUGUCUGUUUAUUUGUGAACUCAUCCAGGAAAGAUUAAAAUAAAGAGAUCGCUGUUUGUCUAGAAGUAAAAUUUUAAAUAUUGAUGUUAUUUUUUGCAAGAAUGAAACAUUUUUGUACAGUUUAUUGCAAUUUAAAAUAAAAUGUGAAUUGCUUUUUACGUAGUAUUGAAUUUCUUACUAAAACUGUACCUCCAUGAGAAUGUGUAUCCUUUUGUUAGGUACCUUUUAGUUCUAUCAUUUUUUUCUCCAUUGUUUUUGCAGUUCUAGUGAGUGGCAUUGUCUUAAUACAGAAGAAACAUUGUGUAAUAGCACUUCUGAUCUGUAUGUUCUGCUGAGGGUUUCUUGAGUAUUUUGAGGUAGCACUAAAUACUCUGCUUUUAAAUUCGGAAGUUCUGCCUAGCUGAAACAAGCAAAGAUUAAAUUUUAAAUCAUUGAAAAGUCAAGUUUUGCAGCUAUCCUGAUGCAUGCCAAUUUUAUAACUUCUUUACAGUUGUCCUUUUAUGUACUUGCCAGUUGCAUUGGGAAAGACCUGCAGCAACAGAAAUUUGAAUGAUUGUAGACUAUACAGUUCUUAAUGUUUUAAUGCAGUCAAGCAAUAAGAAUUAACUAAAAAAAAAUCCUUUACUAAGUAAACUUAAGAUAGUAACAUGACUGUGUACAUCCUAAGAAGUGCUUUCAGGAGCUUUCAUUUACAUUGGAGUAGUAAAAAUACUCUUAAAGUAUUAUAUCUUCUUUCCACUGCUAUAUGUAUAUCCUUUCUGACAAGUUUUCAUGUUAAUGCAACUGUUGCCUCAAUCAGUAAAAAGUAUUUUGACUUAUAGCUUGCUCUGUUUCUCUGAAUAGAUGAAAAUAGUCUAAAUCUAUGUUAAUGCUAUAAAAAAGGGACAUGUU